This is a messenger RNA of Hipposideros armiger (great roundleaf bat), 2870 nucleotides long. It is a transcript of the gene NUDCD3, whose product is annotated as NudC domain containing 3. Gene Ontology annotation, biological process: protein folding. The record is from RefSeq and is a predicted model, not a curated record. Gene Ontology annotation, cellular component: cytoplasm. Bases 556 to 1587 code for a protein of 343 amino acids. Lineage: Eukaryota; Metazoa; Chordata; Mammalia; Chiroptera; Hipposideridae. The transcript is spliced from 6 exons.
CCUUUUCCACGCAGCUCCGGGCACGCACGCAGCCUACGUUCUUUCUUCUGCUGCCCAUGUCACCUUGCGGUUCACCCAGCGCGCCGUCGGUAACGGGACACACGCACCCGCCCGCACGCGCUUUCCUCCUCCCACCCAUCAGCGGAAGGGUCGCACGGUCGCGCCGGGAAACGGGGGUCGGACCCCGGCCGGGAGCGCGACCCACAGGCCACACGGCAGGACCGGGUCACGUGGUUCCGCCGCCCCCGCUUCCGCCCGUCUCCAACAUGGCCGCCAGGCGCCUCAGUCGCGCAGCCCCGGGCCUCCUCGCGGUUAGGGGCCGCUUCGGGGCCUAAGUGCACCCCAUCAGCGAGGCUCCCGGGGAGCCGGCGGGGCGGCGGGAGCAGCGGCGGGAUCGCCCCGGCGCAGAGCGGCCGCGGAGGCCUAGCGAGCGCCGGCCGGAAGUCCCGCGGGCGCGCCGGCGGCGGGGCCGUUACCGCGGCGCACCGGAAGUGGCCGUGGGCCGGCGUCCGGGCCGCGCCUGCAGUGAGCGAGCUGCCUCCGGCCGGCGACGCCAUGGAGCCAGGGGCGGCCGAGCUGUACGACCAGGCCCUGCUGGGCAUCCUGCAGCACGUGGGCAACGUCCAGGACUUCCUGCGCGUGCUCUUCGGCUUCCUCUACCGCAAGACCGACUUCUACCGCCUGCUGCGCCACCCGUCCGACCGCAUGGGCUUCCCCCCGGGGGCCGCGCAGGCGCUGGUGCUGCAGGUAUUCAGAACCUUUGACCACAUGGCCCGUCAGGACGAUGACAAGAGGAGGAAAGAGCUGGAGGAGAGGAUGAGGCGGGAGGAUGCGGUGGCCGUGGAGCAGGAGCUGGAGGCCGGCCCCACCGCGGAAGCAGAGCUGGCCGGACCUGAGCGUCCCCCAGGCCGGCGGGGCGCCAGGCAGGAGGAGGCCGAGCCACCGGGUGCAGACGCGGGCGCCGACGCCGGCGCUGCGGAGGCCCCGAGGGAGCCCCCGGCCCCUCCCAAGGGACAGGAGCAGUUCCAGAGGAACCCUGACAGCUACAACGGCGCCGUGCGCGAGAACUAUACCUGGUCACAGGACUACACCGACCUGGAGCUCAAGGUGCCGGUGCCCGAGCACGUGGUGAAGGGCAAGCAGGUCUCGGUGGCUCUUGGCAGCAGCUCCAUCCGGGUGGCCGUGCUGGAGGAAAGUGGGGACCGUGUCCUCAUGGAGGGGAAGUUCACCCACAAGGUCAACACUGAGGGCUCUGUCUGGAGCCUGGAGCCCGGGAAGUGCGUUCUGGUGAGCCUGAACAAGGCGGGGGAGUACUGGUGGAGUGCCGUCCUGGAGGGCGAGGAGCCCAUCGAUAUUGACCAGAUCAACAAGGAGCGCUCCAUGGCCACUGUGGACGAGGAGGAGCACGCAGUGCUGGACAGGCUCACCUUCGACUACCACCAGAAGCUGCAGGGCAAGCCGCAGAGCCACGAGCUGAAAGUCCAUGAGAUGCUGAAGAAGGGGUGGGACGCUGAAGGCUCUCCCUUCCGAGGCCAGCGGUUCGACCCGGCCAUGUUCAACAUCUCCCCGGGGGCCGUGCAGUUCUAGUGACGAGAGGACGCCCAUGCUGUGCCCCUCCUGCUGGGACUCGCAGGCUGGUGGCCUCACCUUCCCUUCUUUCAAGGGCGAGCGGCCUCCCCUGCCUGGCGUCUGCAGACUGUUCCAGAGCAGGGUGGGCCAUGCAGGGUGCCCAGGACGUCCGUCCCAGCAGGCACAGCUGGGACCUGCUGCCCGCCCGCCUGCCCGCCGCUGUGUGUGCGCUGCUUGCUGUUCUUGUGCUGGGCGGUGGGGGUGGGUGUGCAGGGCGGGGCGAUGCCUGGCGCCUGGCGGUGUAGGGACUCUCGGCCUGACCUUGCUGCGUGGUCACUGCCGUCUCGCUCGUUUGUAAUAUGUAGUGUCACGGAACAGUUGAAACUGAGGUCCUCGCCGGUUCCGGAUAUUGGGAGAAAGUUGUGGCCACAGGCACAGCAGGGCCUCCGACCCGCUGCCUUGCCUCCACCCCCAGCGCUUCCCUCUUGUCAGACCCGGUUGUUGUAAAGGGAACUGGGCCGGGUGCCCUCAGGAGCCCAUGGUGUGCCAGCAGCCCCGGUCCGUUCAUGGCUGACUCCCGACCACGCCAUGGAGCUCCCAGCCCUGCUCCCAGCUGGGGCCUGCGACCUGGGCACGAUUGCCACACACUGUAACCUGCCUGGUGGGCUCUGCCCGCCCGGCUGUGGGUCCAGCAACCUGUCUGGCAGAUGGUCCUUCUGGAGGCCCCACCUCCAGCUGCAUGGGUGGGCCGGCUCAUCGUCACGGAGGCAGGCUGCUCGCCAGGUGGCUGGUCAGCACAUCGCCAAGGGGGCGUGAGCCGGGUCUGCAGUCAGUCGUCACUGAGCUGGUCCUGGACCUUCCGCGACCCCUCUCGGCCCCAGGCCUCACGUGUACACCUGAGUCUCCUUGUCCUUUUCCUUUGGGGGUCUCCCGGAGGGACGAGGUGGGGAGUGGCACCUGACCUCAGCGAUGUAGGAAACUUCGAGAGCCGUGUACUCUGGUCAGCAGUCUUUUUGCCCAAUUUUAUUUUCAGUGUCGCGUCUCUCCCCUCUCCGCCGGCUGUGACAGUGGCGCAAAGGCCUCUGGGAAUAGAAGGGGGGCACUGGUCACACGGCUGAUGGCGCCGCCCUGGGGUCUCGCGUGUGCCCUCUGUCCGUUGCUGUGCCGCUUCUGCCCUGUUUUCUUUCUACAGACGCGGCAGCAACAGAUCGGACUCUGAGUUCCACCUGAGGACCGCGGGCGCCAGCCUGCAAAGCUGCCCGUCUGCGUGUGGGUUUGCAAUAAAUCUGUAUUUAAGCGCU